AUGGCACCCAUAACACGCGCCUCAGUCCAAAAUAUUUCUCUGGCCUAUGCAUCCUGUUCAAUCGGCUGCAACUCGAGUGAUGCCCUCCCCCGCAAACUGGAGGCAUUGAGCGAAGCUGGGUUCACCGCAAUCGAGCUUUCAUUUCCCGACAUUUUGAAACAUGGAGCACAUCUUCAAGGCCAUCCCAUCUCAUCAGAUAAUUAUUCCGAACUUGUCAAAGUCGCCCACAAAAUCCGGGAACUCUGCGAGUCAAAUUCGUUGACUAUCAUGAUGCUGCAACCGUUGGCGAAUUUUGAGGGUUGGCCGAAAGGGUCGUCUGAAAGAGAGGAAGCUUUUGCGAGAGCAAGUGGCUGGAUAGAGAUUAUGAAGGCUCUUGGAACAGACUUGCUGCAGGUUGGAUCUACGGAUACACCGUCCGAUAAGAUAUCUAUCACUCGUGAAGCCAUUGUAUUUGAUCUCCGUGAACUAGCGGAUAUGCUGGCAAAGUACAAUUUCCGCGUGGCCUAUGAAAAUUGGUGCUGGUCAACCCAUGCACCGGGCUGGAAAGAAGCAUGGGAGAUUGUCUCAGCCGUCGACCGCCCGAAUGUCGGGUUGUGUCUAGACACAUUCCAGACUGCUGGUAGUGAAUGGGCAGAUCCGACAACUAAAUCUGGUCUUAUUGAAGAAGUGCCAUAUGAGAUUUUGCAAAAGAACUUCGCCGCCAGUAUGGAUGAGCUCGCUCGUAUCGUACCAUCUGAAGCAAUCUAUUUACUACAGAUUUCGGAUGCCUACAAGGUUUCUCCACCGCUGACGAACGAAGCUGUCGAAGGACUUAGGCCCCGUGGUCGCUGGAGUCAUGGUUAUAGACCUAUGCCUUAUGGUGGCGGCUACUUGCCGAUCGAAGAUGUGGCGAAGGCAGUGUUGGAGACUGGAUUUCGUGGAUGGUUCUCCAUGGAGAUUUUUGAUGGCGGGCCAGAAGGCAAGGGGUUAAAGUAUGACUUGGAUUCUUAUGCAAAGAAGGCGAUGCAGAGCAUGCAGGAAUUGUUAAUUGACUGCGCGGAUAGAUGA
Messenger RNA from Penicillium brevicompactum, 1047 nucleotides. Its product is annotated as sugar phosphate isomerase/epimerase family protein. Bases 1 to 1047 code for a protein of 348 amino acids. NCBI's taxonomy places the organism in Eukaryota, Fungi, Ascomycota, Eurotiomycetes, Eurotiales, Aspergillaceae. The record is from RefSeq and is a predicted model, not a curated record. The transcript is spliced from 2 exons.